Molecule: messenger RNA, 1615 nt
Organism: Trichomycterus rosablanca
Lineage: Eukaryota; Metazoa; Chordata; Actinopteri; Siluriformes; Trichomycteridae
Gene: p2rx8
Product: purinergic receptor P2X, ligand-gated ion channel, 8
Exons: 12
Coding region: 1-1284 (427 amino acids)
Biological process (GO): calcium ion transmembrane transport; response to ATP
Cellular component (GO): plasma membrane; nuclear inner membrane
Molecular function (GO): extracellularly ATP-gated monoatomic cation channel activity; purinergic nucleotide receptor activity
Source: RefSeq, a predicted model, not a curated record
AUGCCACCCAUCGACUUUAAAGGUGUUUUUCUCUCCGCCUUCGAUUACAAGACGGAAAAGUACGUGAUCGCCAAAAACAAGAAAGUCGGGGUGCUGUAUCGAUUCAUCCAGCUGACAAUAAUCGGUUAUCUGAUCGGGUGGGUGUUUCUAACUAAGAAAGGCUAUCAGGAGACUGAAGAAUCUAUACAGAGUUCAGUCAUUACCAAAGUGAAAGGGGUCACAUUCACUAACACCACAGGCUCCGGCCCAUGGCUCUGGGGACCUGAAGACUACGUCAUUCCACAGCAGGGUGAGGCUGUGCUUUUCAUAACAACAAACUUUGUUGAAACUCCAGACCAAAAGUUAGGCUACUGUGCUGAGAAUAUUAAGGUACUGGAUGGCCAUUGUAAAGAGAAUGAAGACUGUCUGGAGGGAGAGCCAGUUAUAGCUGGCCAUGGAGUUAAAACCGGGCACUGUUUAAAGAACAGGAACUCGACAGGUACCUGUGAAAUAUAUGGCUGGUGCCCUAUUGAAAGAAACUACCGACCAAAAGUGCCUUUGUUACGAAGCGCUGAAAACUUCACCAUCUACAUAAAGAAUUUUAUAAGAUUCCCCAAGUUUGACUUCUCAAAAUCAAACAUUUUAGAAAACGCUGACCACUCAUAUCUGAAGAAAUGUUUACACCAUGAGUUUGCUCAUCCUUACUGCCCCAUAUUCCGCCUCGGUGAUGUAGUGCAGCAAACCGGACAUGAGUUUCAAGAUAUAGCCCUGUUUGGAGGAUCAAUAGGAAUCCUAAUAGAAUGGCAUUGUGACCUGGACAGAGGUUGGUCUGCGUGCCACCCUCACUACAGUUUUACUCGACUGGAUGGAAUUGCUACAACACACUCAGUCUCAUCUGGAUACAACUUUAGGUAUGCCCGUUAUUUCAAAAAUGCUGAUGGAGAGACUUUAAGAACGCUGUAUAAGGUGUACGGGAUUCGCUUUGACAUCCUGGUUCAUGGCAAGGCUGGAAAGUUCAAUAUAAUUCCAACAAUAAUAAACAUAGGCUCAGGAUUGGCGUUAAUGGGGGCGGGAGCAUUCUUCUGUGACAUGGUACUUCUCUAUAUGAUGAAGAAGAGUACUCUGUACAGGGAGAGGAAAUUUGAAACAGAUAAAAAAAAUGGAAACAACAAUAAAAAGAGUAUAGAAGUGGCGGAGGAACCUUCCAAGCAACUGUUAGAGCUGGAGCACCUCACUGACCCAACUUUAGAUGAACAACACAGCAUUGAAAACUGCACAGAACAAAAGGAUGAGACAUUUGACUGAUCAAUCUGUGACAAAUCUGCCACUGCAGUAUUUUAAAAAGAAAGGAAUGCAUCAUUUUUACUCAUUACCAUCAUUAAAAGAGCUACAGGUCCGGAAAGAAAUAGGAAAGAUGUGCUAAGAACAAUUUCUGAUCACUGUGCAAAGUUAUUAGCCAUACAAUAAUGUACAUACUUGAAGCAAUAGCAGCUGAUUUGCACAUUUGCUUAUUAUUUUAUUUAUUCUAGUUUUAAUGAAUGAUUUGUUCACUGUUAUGUCUCAUUCAGCAAUGCACAACUUUUACAUGCAUUAACAAGAAAUGCCUUAAGCCAAAGUAUUAUCCAAUACAAAGAAC